GACCCCCGCGAUGCCCCUCCGCCGACGCGCGCCGAGACGCGCGAGGAGCGCAUGGAGCGCAAGCGGCGGGAGAAGAUCGAGCGAAGGCAGCAGGAGGUGGAGUCUGAGCUCAAGCUCUGGGACCCCCACAAUGACCCCAACGCUCAAGGAGAUGCCUUCAAAACCCUGUUCGUGGCCAGAGUGAAUUACGACACGACGGAGUCGAAGCUGCGCCGAGAGUUUGAGGUUUACGGCCCCAUCAAGAGGAUCUACAUGGUGUACAACAAGCGCUCGGGGAAGCCACGUGGCUACGCCUUCAUCGAGUACGAGCACGAGCGGGACAUGCACUGUGAGUACCCCCAGACCCCC
Molecule: messenger RNA, 348 nt
Organism: Pyrgilauda ruficollis (rufous-necked snowfinch)
Lineage: Eukaryota; Metazoa; Chordata; Aves; Passeriformes; Passeridae
Product: U1 small nuclear ribonucleoprotein 70 kDa-like
Exons: 5
Biological process (GO): mRNA splicing, via spliceosome
Cellular component (GO): U2-type prespliceosome; precatalytic spliceosome; U1 snRNP
Molecular function (GO): U1 snRNA binding; mRNA binding
Source: RefSeq, a predicted model, not a curated record